This is a messenger RNA of Aedes albopictus (Asian tiger mosquito), 784 nucleotides long. Its product is annotated as protein G12. The coding region runs from base 164 to 784 and encodes 206 amino acids. Lineage: Eukaryota; Metazoa; Arthropoda; Insecta; Diptera; Culicidae. The record is from RefSeq and is a predicted model, not a curated record. The transcript is spliced from 3 exons.
AUAAUCUCAGCACAUUUCCUACGUCUUGCUGUGGCAUUCCGCAAGUCACGUUCUUCAGCAGACAACGGUACACAUUUUGUUAUGGUUUUACUACUCUACGUACUGCUAUCAUUUACUAUCCGCAACAGAUGCAGUUUCACUCAGUCUACAACAGCGUUCCACCAUGAAGAGAUUGUUUUUGCUACUCUCGCUUCUAGGCGUACAUUUGGAGUUCUCUUUCGGCGACGAACCCAUCCGAAGUGAACUUAUCCAAUUGCAUCAGAGCAUACCGCUGGACCGAUUGCGGAUAUUGCUUGCGGAGUACAUCGUUCAAGAUGCACAAUUCCGGCGGUCUCUCCAGUACAUGCGAAGUCCGGAGUUUGGCGAAGUGUGGAACAGAUUUGUGAACAACGAAAAAGUGCGAGUAUGGUUGCAGUACAUUGACGAUGCGGGGCUGCCGGUAAACAAAGUGUUGGCAAUGUUCACGGACUUCACCGGAACAGCAAGAGUUAAACGAUUCAUUCAGAAGCGGAAAGGAGGUUUAAGUGCUUUCGUUGAUGAUGCAUUGAAAAUCGUGUCUUCGAGUGAAAUGGUGGAGUUUCACGAGAUGCAAAAAAGCUCAAAUCCCCAGUACAAAGAGACGAUAGAUAAGUUGACGGCGCCUGAGUUCGGGCAAAUGAUGAAAGAUAUUCUUGAGGAUCCCGAGGUGAUAGAAAUACAAGAGCAGGUGAGAAAGCAUGGAAUCGAUAUUGCGAAGCUAGUUGAUCUAAUCAAGUCAUUUUUCGGAUGGAAUCAAAUAUUAUGA